This is a messenger RNA of Trichoderma citrinoviride, 714 nucleotides long. RefSeq lists its product as hypothetical. Lineage: Eukaryota; Fungi; Ascomycota; Sordariomycetes; Hypocreales; Hypocreaceae. The coding region runs from base 1 to 714 and encodes 237 amino acids. The transcript has 3 exons. The record is from RefSeq and is a predicted model, not a curated record.
AUGCCCCUCCCUUCCACAGCCCGUCGACGCCUAAUCCUCCUCACACAGGUCCUCAUCGGCGCCCCGGCAGCCACAUUCGCAGGCCUCGCGCUAUGGACCCGAAACUGCUCUUUCGAACCGUUCGGACCGGAAACCGAUCCCUUGUUCAAGCAUCCGAUCCUGCAGGAGGUGAAUCCGAGGAACAACCCGAGCACGCACGACUGCUGCCUCAGAAGGGUGCCGUUUGAGCGGCUGAGGCCGGAGUUGCUCGAGGACGCGAAGCGAGGGGGGAGUGCCCUUGUCGAGGAGUUUGCGCGGGGGAUGUGGGGAGGAUUCGGGUAUGCUGUGCAGAGGAGGGUGAUGGGGUUAUUGACGAGGGGACCUGAGAAACAUGCGAGUCUGUGGUCGCCGGAGGAGUUGCGACAGAGCAAAUACGAGCCCGGAACAAUCGUGACAAACUACUUCCUCGUCCUCGACAAGACGCCCACGACAAUCACCCUGCGCGGCUGCCCCGCGCCGACACCCAUUCGACCGCACGCGAUGGAUAACUUGUCUGCGUUGACGGCGGAGCUGGAUGAGGGUCGGAAGGAGGCGGAGUUCCGGCUGAAGGCGCUUGCGUUUGAUGGGGUGACGACGAGGCCGAGGGAGGAUCCGUUUGGGGGGUUUCCGGGGGUGCUGCAUCGGCUGUAUGCGAGGGUGCUUGUUGAGACGGCGGUGGGACGGUGCGUGCGGUAG